Molecule: messenger RNA, 1485 nt
Organism: Alosa sapidissima (American shad)
Lineage: Eukaryota; Metazoa; Chordata; Actinopteri; Clupeiformes; Clupeidae
Product: F-box only protein 48
Exons: 5
Coding region: 286-765 (159 amino acids)
Biological process (GO): SCF-dependent proteasomal ubiquitin-dependent protein catabolic process
Cellular component (GO): SCF ubiquitin ligase complex
Molecular function (GO): protein binding
Source: RefSeq, a predicted model, not a curated record
GUCGACGAAGGCGUUAUGAUGACGCGAUCAUAAUAAACAAAUAGGACAUUUAAACUCGACAGUCGGGGAAGGGAGUGGCCAAAGGACCAGUCCCUAUUACACUGCUGGUGUCCUCAACUGGACACAGCUGUGGUGGGGAACCACUCUGUAGUUGGUGUUGGCCUCCAUCAGCUCCGACACCAGGGCAUGGGCAGCAGCUCACCAACACUAAUACCACCCAGCACUGUGCCCCCGUGCCAGCCUUCUAGAAGCUUCUCAGCAUAGACACAGGUCUGAAACGUGACGAUGAAACAAGAAACAAUGAGGAGUUCACCAUUCCCCACGUCUUCGACCCCAGAUAAACUAUCUGAAGAAUUAUCCAUGCUGUUGUCCAUGAGAGCGGAAGACCAGCGCAACUUCACGGAGGCCUUACCACCAGAGAUGACCCUGAGGAUCUUCAGCGAACUGGACGUUCGGAGUCUGUGUCGGGCCUCGCUCACCUGCAAGCAGUGGAACCGUCUUAUCGAGGGCAGUGACAGCCUCUGGCGGAACCACUGCCUUACGGUUCUAGCCGUGUGCAACAAAGAGGUCACCGGGGACCGACAGGAAGGCCUGUCCUGGAAGGUCACCCUGGUGCGUAACUACCAGAAGAGCCGUGCCAAGAAGAACUGGAUGAAGGGCCGGUUCAGCCAUGUGAGGUCAGCUGACCAGAUCCCUCCCAACAGCAUGUACCCGUUCGACGUGGAGACCUGGGGGGAGAUCCUGGAGGCCGAGCUGGAGCGAUAGAUGACCUGCUGCUAGCGUUGGUGUUGGAGGAGGUGGUGGAGGUGGAGCUGGAGCGAUGGAUAACCUGCUGCUAGCGUUGGUGUUGGAGGAGGUGGUGGAGGUGGAGCUGGAGCGAUGGAUGACCUGCUGCUAGCAGUGGUGUUGGAGGAGGAGAUGGUGAUGACAGCCGUGGUGGUGGAUAUGGUCUUUGUGGUCAUGUUAUAGUGUGUGUGAUGGAUUAUAUUAGGGAGGUAUUUCACGUACACGGUGCAGUGCCAAGCCUGGGUACGUUAACCCAGAGAGGUAGUGGUAGCCAAGCCCUGUGGGGACUUCAUUCUUCACACAAAACAAUGCCAGAAAAGCUCUUCUUUUUGGAGGUUUACGGCUUGAGUUUUUGACUUCAUCGUGGGCACUUGAAUUACCACCCAGGACUGGCAAUACACACACACACGUGCGCAAUAAUAGUCAUAUGAAAUAGACUGAAAUGCGUUUUUGUAUUUUAGAUUGACUGUGAUCAAGCACCUCAAAUGAUUUGUAACCUUUUGUACACUUUUUCAAACACCAGUUGAUAUCUUGUAUAUGACUUUUGAAUAUGCUUUUCAUGAUUUCCAAUGAUAUACAUGCAGAAUGAUUUUUAAAUGAAUCAUGAAAAUGUCAAUUUAGGACAUUUUGAUAUAGCACUUAUAUCUUAUUUAUUUAUAUGUAAUAUUUUAUAAUAAUGUUUUGUUUUAAUCAUGGUGC